AUGCUCCAUGCUCUAUGCUUUUGGGUAGCCGCCAUGCCGUGCGAAGGCGAGGGAGAGGAAGAGGAGAGAGUUUGGGGCUUGUUAUACGUCUAUCACACAUAUAGACGACUCAAGCUGUUCUUCAACCUUAACUACCACCAACAACUCAACUUAACAACCAUCUCGGCCUUCAUCACCACCAUGCCCGUCCGCAUCCCCGCCGCCCGCCGCACCGAGCUGCUCUCCUUCGGCAUCGCCGGCGUCGGCGCCUUCGCCCCCUUCUACAUGCUGCUGCCCGGCGCCGAGGAGCGCCUCGCCGCCCAGACCACAAAGUGGGCGCCCCGCUGGGAGCGCAACAUCUCCUACUUCACCCCCCACACCGAGCGCGCCAUCCAGCGCGUCACCCCGCCCGUCGAGAAGACGGUCAAGCGCAUCGACCAGCGCCUGCCCCUCGAGAAGGUCACCAAGAACGCCCACCGCCGCAUCGAGAAGGGCAUGGACAGGGUCAGCAAGCCGCUCGUGAACAACUAG
Molecule: messenger RNA, 510 nt
Organism: Phaeoacremonium minimum UCRPA7
Lineage: Eukaryota; Fungi; Ascomycota; Sordariomycetes; Togniniales; Togniniaceae
Product: putative 4-coumarate:coenzyme a ligase protein
Exons: 2
Coding region: 1-510 (169 amino acids)
Source: RefSeq, a predicted model, not a curated record